AUGGACAGAGUCCUGUACCAAUGUGAUGUGACCAUACUCCAGGAGCUUGGAGCUGGUUUGGCCUCUGAGAGAAUUGUCGGAGGCCAACCGACUACCAUCGAGGAGUACCCCUGGAUAGUGCAGGUGGAAGCCUUCUUCCCCUGGAUCGGGGAAUGGGUGAAGUAUUGCGCAGGCAGCGUAUUGAACCAGGCGUUUGUCUUGUCCGCGGCGCAUUGCUUUUACGGAUCUUUCUACGCCCCAGAGUUUCGCCGUAUCAGAGCUGGCGCCACCUACCAAAAUACGAGCGGAGUCCUGGCCAAUGUUUUGAGCGAACACAACCAUCCCACCUGGUUAACAUUUGCUUUUGAAGGGGAUAUCACCGUUGUGAGGCUGUUGGACUUCAUUCCUUUGACUCCGGUCAUCCAGCAAGCCACCCUCAUCAACCAUGGUGCCAUCAUUCCUGACAAUGUUCCAGUGGUUUACGCAGGCUGGGGAGCAAUUGCGGAAAAUGGGCCGAGUUCUCAAGUUCUUCAAGCCGUCCAAGUCUACACUGUCAACAAUGAUAUGUGUCGAGAAAACUACGCGACUUUAGAUGAGCCUAACUUCAUCGUCACCAAGAACAUGAUCUGUGCUGGUAUCCUCGACUUGGGAGGCCGUGACGCCUGCCAGGGAGACUCCGGUGGCCCUCUGUACUUCCAGAACAUUCUCAUCGGAGUGGUAUCCUGGGGAAAUGGCUGUGCUCGCGCAGGCUUCCCCGGAGUCAACGCCAAUGUCGCUUCAUACGUGAACUGGAUCGUAGAAACUGCUGUGUUGUAG
Ostrinia furnacalis (Asian corn borer) is the source of this 795-nucleotide messenger RNA. RefSeq names its product trypsin, alkaline C-like. Gene Ontology annotation, biological process: proteolysis. Gene Ontology annotation, molecular function: serine-type endopeptidase activity. The coding region runs from base 1 to 795 and encodes 264 amino acids. Lineage: Eukaryota; Metazoa; Arthropoda; Insecta; Lepidoptera; Crambidae. The transcript has 4 exons. The record is from RefSeq and is a predicted model, not a curated record.